GGUCGCAAGGGGUUCCCACACGUUAUAUAUGCUCGCAUCUGGCGAUGGCCGGACCUACAUAAAAAUGAGCUGAAGCAUGUGAAAUAUUGCCAGUUCGCAUUUGACCUCAAGUGUGAUUCAGUGUGUGUGAACCCUUACCACUAUGAAAGGGUCGUUUCACCAGGGCAUUGCAGACUUGACUGGCCUAAGUCUCCAGGGCACCUCGACGGGGCAGAUCGUGAAGGAUGAAUAUGGCAUUCGCAUGGACUGCGAAGUUAGUGGUGGCUCAGGAAAUGUUGGGGAGUCAGCAGUGACCCCAGGGCCCUCAGGCAUGUCCACCAUUACACACCAACCCACUGGACCUCAGCAGGGGCCCCCAGCAUCACAGCCGGCGGGACAGCAGGGUAGCCCCACAUCUUCACAGGGUGGUGGCCUUCAUCAGACAGUAGUCAGCGCACCGCAACAAACCAUCCCACAUCAUCCACAACAGUCAUUCUCCCUACUGUCACCUACAGGUAGCACCUCAAGUCACAUGUCACAAGGACUUCAGUCCCCCACACCUUCAACCCCUGGGUCACAACAAUUCUUCCCUGACACAGUCCAAACAUCGCUGAGUCAGUUGUCUCCACAUCUUCAACAACCAUCUCAGCCACAACAGCAGCCACAGCAACCUCAGCAACAGCUACAACCACAGCAGCAACCAUUAGACCAGCAGCAACAACUGCAACAGCAACAGCCACAGACACAGCAGCAGAAUGGGUUUGGUGUAUUGGGUACUGCGACAGGUACCUUACCCUCUCAGUUCGGCCAACCGGCUGCAUCACCUCAGCAAGUGCCACAGCAUUCUGUCACACCUCACUCAAUGUCCUCGCAGCCCAACUGGAGUGGGCAAAACACACUGUCUUAUACCCCCAGCAUGGUUAAUGAUCGGCAGAAUCCUACCUACUGGGACCAGCAGCAAAUGGUACAGGACAUACCACUCUCUACACAACCUGUACCUGACUUUUGGUGUUCCAUUGCGUACUUUGAACUCGACACACAGGUGGGUGAAACUUUUAAAGUCCCAUCAAGCUGUCCAACUGUGACUGUGGACGGCUAUGUUGACCCUUCAGGUGGAAACCGUUUUUGUCUUGGAGCAUUAAGUAAUGUACACCGGACAGAGCAGAGUGAGAGAGCAAGAUUGCAUAUUGGCAAAGGCGUUCAGUUAGACUUGAGAGGUGAAGGAGAUGUCUGGUUACGCUGCUUGAGUGACCACAGUGUAUUCGUCCAGAGUUAUUACCUAGAUCGAGAAGCAGGUCGCUCCCCAGGGGAUGCUGUACACAAGAUCUAUCCUUGUGCUUGUAUUAAGGUGUUUGACCUUCGUCAGUGUCAUCGCCAGAUGCAGACUCAAGCUGCAACUGCUCAAGCUGCAGCUGCCGCACAAGCCGCAGCUGUAGCUGGCCAGAUAUCAGGUCCUGCAGCUGUUGGUGGGCUCUCUGCUGGUAACCUGUCUGCUGCAGCUGGCAUCGGAGUUGAUGACCUAAGAAGACUCUGUAUUCUCCGCUUGAGUUUUGUGAAGGGUUGGGGCCCAGACUACCCAAGACAGUCAAUUAAGGAGACACCUUGCUGGAUUGAGGUGCACCUCCACCGUGCUCUGCAGCUACUUGACGAGGUUCUUCACACAAUACCGCUUGAUGGCCCUCGUCCCCUGGAAUAACAAGCACACGGCAGACAGUGGAAAAGGAAAGCAAGUUAUACUUAUACUUGCAGCCCCUCCGCAUGCGGUUUACUGCAUGAGCGGUUGAUGGCAGACCCUUUGACACCUGUCGCAAAGUGGCUGGGGAGGGUGUGCAUGCCAUAACGUCAUUUAUAUACGUAAACAUUUAGGAUUCUUUUAAGUGAGAUGUUGGAGAGGAAAAGGAGAAGAAAAAUAUAUACUGCACGACCUUAAUAAUGGACCACGUUGCACAAGGAUGUUACCAUGGCUGAUGUUAGACAUACAUGGUUCACAUACUGUCAUUGUAAGUGAAGCUCCAGUAAGAGUCUGCAAAGGGCAUAUAUUAUUUUUUGCAUAUUUUUACAAUCGGCGGUUAGAGAGAACCGGCACAAGGGUGAUAGUUUUGUUUGCUCAGUGUGAGCUUUGUUAAUUUUACUUUUUUAUUAUCAUCAUUACCACUGCUAUUAUUGUUAUUAUUAUUACUAUUUUUAUUAACAUUAUUACAGAAGCAUACACAGUAAAAAGACAGAAAAAGA
Molecule: messenger RNA, 2211 nt
Organism: Penaeus chinensis
Lineage: Eukaryota; Metazoa; Arthropoda; Malacostraca; Decapoda; Penaeidae
Gene: Med
Product: mothers against decapentaplegic homolog 4-like
Exons: 11
Coding region: 143-1675 (510 amino acids)
Biological process (GO): regulation of transcription by RNA polymerase II; SMAD protein signal transduction; BMP signaling pathway
Cellular component (GO): heteromeric SMAD protein complex
Molecular function (GO): DNA-binding transcription factor activity, RNA polymerase II-specific; RNA polymerase II cis-regulatory region sequence-specific DNA binding; I-SMAD binding
Source: RefSeq, a predicted model, not a curated record